AUGUUAUUGCGACGGCCUUGGAUGCUGCCCGGCAACAUUUGUUGUGCUUUGGUGUCACUUUUUCCGAAAAUAGUGUGCACGGUCUUGUCGGUAUGGACCUUAUAUGUCUUGGAACUCGAUAUCGUCUACUAUGACUACAUUUUGACUAGACACAAGACAAUACUCGGACUCUUUUUGGGCCUUAUAGCGGCUAUUCUUUGUGGAAUGUGUUUGUACUUGUACUACAUGGUAGUAUUAUCAGGUGGUGGCUCACCGCUCGACUUUGAGGAGCUCAGAAUUGAUGAUAUAUCUUCUUUGAAGCGUCCAUCUUAUCGACCAGAAAACCCGUAUUCAGAACAAGAUGACUUGCGGGGUACUACAGCGGACUCUGAAUACAACCGGAAUAUGGUCGUACCUCCUGAAUUUCUCAAAGUCCACACAUUCAAUACUGGACUGAAUCCACCAGGUUUGAGCGUUUCUGGAAACUCUCCAACCGCCUACCGUUAUUGUGUCAAGUGUAGUGUGUGGAAACCUGAUAGAUGCCACCAUUGCUCUUCUUGCAAUCGGUGUGUGCUUCGUAUGGAUCACCAUUGUCCGUGGUUUGCAACAUGUAUUGGAUAUUACAACCAGAAGUACUUCAUUCAGCUGAUCAUAUACGUCACAGUGUAUGCUUCAUUUCUUAGUGCUGUGUCACUCUCGGUGUUGUGGAAGUUCUUUGUUGACGAAAAGUAUAGCGAGGGGUAUCUAAGCCUCAAUCUUGUGUUUUUAUUCGUCGUGAGUACUGCAAUCGCCAUAGCCAUUGGUAUCUUCAUGCUGAUUCUGGUAUACUUUGUAUUUAAAAACCGAACUACAAUCGAGUUCCAGGAGUCUCGAUGGAAUAGAACCAACGAAGGACCGUCUGGGGGAUUUCAGUACGAAUUCGACUCUAGCGGUAAGCAGAAGAAACUCGAUAAUAUCUUCGACUUGGGCACGAUGAACAAUUGGAAGGCAGUUAUGGGGCCAUCAUGGUUUACCUGGAUACUCCCAGUCUCUGUCACCGACAGAUACUCCGAAGACCACAAUGGACUCAAUUUCCCCAUUAACGAGGAGGCAUACGAAAAAUGGUACAAUAAUGCCCAACUUCAGUAUCGCUUAAACCAGCAAUUGGCGGAAUACAAGAGAAAAGUACAAAGGGAACGAGAACAGGAACGAUAG
Molecule: messenger RNA, 1173 nt
Organism: Meyerozyma guilliermondii ATCC 6260
Lineage: Eukaryota; Fungi; Ascomycota; Pichiomycetes; Serinales; Debaryomycetaceae
Product: palmitoyltransferase
Exons: 1
Coding region: 1-1173 (390 amino acids)
Biological process (GO): protein targeting to membrane; peptidyl-L-cysteine S-palmitoylation
Cellular component (GO): Golgi apparatus; endoplasmic reticulum
Molecular function (GO): protein-cysteine S-palmitoyltransferase activity
Source: RefSeq, a predicted model, not a curated record